Peromyscus californicus insignis is the source of this 1557-nucleotide messenger RNA. Its product is annotated as coagulation factor XI-like. The record is from RefSeq and is a predicted model, not a curated record. Gene Ontology annotation, biological process: proteolysis. Gene Ontology annotation, molecular function: serine-type endopeptidase activity. NCBI's taxonomy places the organism in Eukaryota, Metazoa, Chordata, Mammalia, Rodentia, Cricetidae. Bases 78 to 830 code for a protein of 250 amino acids. The transcript has 6 exons.
UUUCUUCGAAUGGAUCUCCGACUAGAAUACUUCAUGGGGGGGGCGGCAUCUCCGGAUACACAUUGAGGUUGUGCAAAAUGGAUAAUGUGUGCACAACCAAAAUUAAGCCCAGGAUUGUUGGAGGAACCACAUCUGUUCAUGGUGAGUGGCCAUGGCAGGUGACCCUACACAUCACCUCGCCUGUCCAGGGACACCUGUGUGGAGGCUCCAUCAUUGGAAACCAGUGGAUACUGACAGCUGCUCAUUGCUUCUCUGGGGUAGAGACAUCUGAAAACCUGCGUGUCUAUGGUGACAUUGUAAAUCAAUCAGAAAUAAAUGAAGAUACUGCUUUCUUCAGGGUUCAAGAAAUAAUAAUCCAUGAUCAAUACAAGAUGGCAGAAACUGGGUAUGAUAUAGCCCUGUUGAAACUGGAGUCAGCCAUGAAUUAUACAGAUUCUCAGCGGCCGAUAUGCCUACCUUCUAAAGGAGACAGGAACGUACUGUACACAGAGUGCUGGGUGACUGGAUGGGGGUACACCAGACCACGAGGCGAAAUACAAAAUACUCUCCAGAAAGCCAAGGUACCAUUGGUGUCAAAUGAAGAAUGUCAAACAAGAUACAGAAAGCAUAAAAUAACCAACAAGAUGAUCUGUGCAGGAUAUAAAGAAGGGGGGAAGGAUGCAUGCAAGGGAGAUUCUGGAGGGCCGCUGUCCUGUAAACACAGUGGGGUCUGGCACUUGGUGGGCAUCACCAGCUGGGGUGAAGGCUGUGGUCAAAAGGAAAGGCCAGGUGUCUACACCAACGUGGCCAAGUAUGUGGACUGGAUCUUGGAGAAAACUCAAACGGCAUGAAAGAGUUCACUAGGUAUCAUUUGGGGGCCCUGGAAGGUUAUUCCACAGGAGAAGCCUUGACGCCACUGACGAACACCCUGGGGUGCUGCAUCCUCCCCCGAAACACACUGAAGGAGCUCGAUGAAUGUAAGAAAAUACAGAAAGAAAACUUAUUUUCGGAACUCCUGAUCUGUGAGAAUCAUAGCUUGUUUUCCACAUCCACAUUCAUCUACUCAAUGAAACCGAUGCAACAAGGGGAAUCUUUUUUUUAAGAUAAAAAAUAUAGCAGAUAUACCAAAAAGUAUCAAGCAGUGCUGCCAUUUGCCUUUUAGUCUCUGUGACAAACACCCGAAGCGGUUCAUGGGAAGAAAACUUCUCUUGCCCGUCUUUCCAGAGGUUUCAGCCUCUGCUCUGGUUGACUGGCUCCCUGGUUUUAGCCCGAGGUGAGGCGGAACAAUAUGGCGACAAGAGCCUGUGGAGGAGGAGUUGCUUGUUUCGUGGUAGCUGGAAAGCAAAUGGAACCAGCAAAGUAUUGGGGACGAGACUGGUCCUUCAAAGACAUACUGUCAAUCACCUGCUUCUUCCAGUGACAUCCCACUCCCUAAAAUCCCUGUUCCUUCGCAGAUAGCGCUACUGGCUGGAGACAGCUCACAUUUGAACCGUCACAGGCACCACGAGAUCAGGCAGAAAUGCCAAGGGAACCAUAUAAAGAGUUGUUAAAUUCAAAAUGAAAAUCGAAAGAAAUGUG